Molecule: messenger RNA, 657 nt
Organism: Gossypium raimondii (Peruvian cotton)
Lineage: Eukaryota; Viridiplantae; Streptophyta; Magnoliopsida; Malvales; Malvaceae
Product: dirigent protein 4
Exons: 1
Coding region: 14-550 (178 amino acids)
Source: RefSeq, a predicted model, not a curated record
ACAAACAGAAACAAUGGAGAGAACUAUGAUAUUGUGUUGGUUCCUUCUCCUUUGCAUCCCCAUGGCUUAUGGCGGAUACUACUCGAAAACCGAAUCACUCGUUUCCCACUUGAGAAAAGUUACCAAUCUCCGAUUCUUUUUCCACGGCAUCCUCGGUGGCGAGAACACUACGGCGGUCACCGUGGCCAGUGCUAACUCUUCUUUGCUAGGGCCAUCUAACAGCAUAGUUGUCGACCAUGCUCCACUCACCGUUGGUCCCGAACCAACAUCGAAGACCAUCGGGAAUGCUCAAGGACUCGAGGUAUUCGCGGGUCGAGAUACAACCACUGUGGUGGUGUACUUGGACUUCGGGUUUACUGAAGGAGAAUUGAACGGCAGCUCUAUUAGCGUGUUUUCGAGGAACCCGGCGACGGAGACGGAACGUGAGCUUGCGGUGAUCGGUGGGAGAGGGAAGUUCAAGUUAGCUGAAGGGUAUGCAUUGCUUAAGACUAUCUUUAUAAGUAAUACCAGUUUGGUUGUUGAAUAUAAUGUAACUGUGAUUCAUUACUAAGAUUGGCAUCGGAGAGUUUAUGUAUAAGACAUAAGAGUUGAGUCACAAACAUGUUGUUAUUUAAUAUUUUCCGAUCUAUAAACACCACUAAUUGUAUACGCGCAAAA